This is a messenger RNA of Gongylonema pulchrum, 564 nucleotides long. The record is from the annotation of a GenBank genome assembly. NCBI's taxonomy places the organism in Eukaryota, Metazoa, Nematoda, Chromadorea, Rhabditida, Gongylonematidae.
AUGUUAGCCUAUGCGCAGACAUCGAAAGUUUAUGCAUGUUUAUGGGAAGGCUGUAAAAGAGAAGAAGCCUUCAAAGCGCAAUAUAUGCUUGUUGUACAUGUUCGACGACACACAGGCGAAAAACCGAAUGUCUGUACGUAUCCUGGCUGUGACAAAUCGUACAGUCGGCUAGAAAACUUGAAAACACACGUACGAACACAUACUGGUGAACGGCCAUAUCGAUGUGAAUUCCCAGAAUGUGGCAAAGCGUUCAGCAAUGCAUCCGACAGAGCCAAGCAUCAAAAUCGCACGCAUUCCGAUACUAAACCUUAUCAAUGUAUGGUCAAUGAUUGUGUAAAAAGUUACACGGAUCCAUCGUCGUUGAGGAAACACAUCAAAUCGGUGCAUGGCGAUGAAGCUUAUGAAAUGGCAAAGAAAAAUAAGGUUUAUCCAAGGCGUCGAAAUGGUACAGCUUCGGAUGCGCCUCAGUCGGCGGCAUUAAAACUGUCACAAGUGGUUCUCGAAAGAAGGCGAUUGCGGCUGAUCAGGCAUCGUGAUUACGACCUUCAAAAUUAUAACUGGUGA